CCCCUGUGGACGAACCAUCCCACUGCACUUCUCGCCUUCCUUCUCCUUUGCCGUAUUCUUUUUCUCUCCACACCUCUCUCUCUCUCAUCACUCUCAUCUCCAUUGCUGGUCGAAGCUCGGCCGGUCGGUCUGCUGUUCCACAGCAGGAGGAAAAGGACAGAAGAAGAAGGAGAGUGAGAGAGAGAAAAGAUGGGAGGUUGUGCCAGCAUUCCCAAAGCAGAUAACGCCGAGCCUUUGGCGGCGGAACCCGAGGUCGCAGAUCCGGCGGCAGCUCCCACCGAAGCUGCCGCAGCAGCAGACGUCCAGGUUGAAGGAGAAACCCCCAAGGAAAACCACGAGGCACCAGCGGCGGAGGCACCGGAGACCAAGCCGGCGGCCGAAGCUCCAAAAUUCGAUGCGGCUGUCGUAGACGCACCUGCCGAGAAGGCUGAAGCCGCCGUCGAGAAGGCCGGGGCCAAGGUCGCAGACGAGCCACCUGCUGAGAAGGCAGAGAAAGCGGUUGAGCACAAGGAUGAGGAAGCAGCCAAGGAAGAGAAGAAGGAGGAGGUCAAGCCAUGAGAGGGAUCCAUAAUCACUAUGUUGCUGGGAAAGAAGAUGAAGAAGAAGAAAAAAAAAAAGUUGAUAAUUAUGUGAUGUGUUGAGAACUUGUGUCUAUGCAGCUUGGUCGAUUGUCGAAGAUUUAAUUUUUUUUUUUUAAGUUGUUGGUGAUAUGAAGUUCUUGUGGAUGAAUCCUACAUUCUCAGCAUUGUUUUUGUGUUACAUCCAUCGUUGAAAAACAAAAAAGAAGUACGUAAUAUUCUGAAUUUAGUGAAUAAUUAAUUCGUUUUGAGCGAAUAAUUUGCUUU
This is a messenger RNA of Nymphaea colorata (pocket water lily), 845 nucleotides long. RefSeq lists its product as uncharacterized. Bases 190 to 558 code for a protein of 122 amino acids. The record is from RefSeq and is a predicted model, not a curated record. NCBI's taxonomy places the organism in Eukaryota, Viridiplantae, Streptophyta, Magnoliopsida, Nymphaeales, Nymphaeaceae. The transcript is spliced from 2 exons.